Messenger RNA from Parnassius mnemosyne (clouded apollo), 408 nucleotides. The record is from the annotation of a GenBank genome assembly. Lineage: Eukaryota; Metazoa; Arthropoda; Insecta; Lepidoptera; Papilionidae.
AUGGACUGUGAAAACACGGAUUCAUUAGACAUAUUUUUAUAUGUAGACGGAAGAUUGGAAAAAAUGGUAUCAUUUUGUGGAAAUGAACUACCGAAACCAAUAAUGUCAAAUGGACCAAAACUGUCAAUGGUAUUCAGAGGAAUUUACUCCUCAAGGACUAGCAGUGGAUUUAAAAUAUCUUACGCCUUUCUUGAAGAUUAUGCAGUCACCUCAGGAAAACAACUGAAGGAAUUUCCUUGUGCUUUUGUAUACAACAGUAGCGAGAGUGAAAGAGGAGUAGUGAUGUCACCUAACUAUCCUGGUGUUUAUCCACGUGAUACAGAAUGCAAUUACUUUUUCUACGGUAAUCAAGAUGAGAAGGUGCGACUACAUUUCACACAUUUUGAUGUGGAGGGAGUAAUACCGUAA